Volvox carteri f. nagariensis is the source of this 213-nucleotide messenger RNA. RefSeq lists its product as uncharacterized. The coding region runs from base 1 to 213 and encodes 70 amino acids. Gene Ontology annotation, biological process: intracellular transport; protein secretion. NCBI's taxonomy places the organism in Eukaryota, Viridiplantae, Chlorophyta, Chlorophyceae, Chlamydomonadales, Volvocaceae. The record is from RefSeq and is a predicted model, not a curated record. The transcript has 3 exons.
AUGUCAGCUUUGUUCGAUUUCAACAGCUUCGUGGUCGUCGUUUUGUUAACCAUCUGCACCUGUACAUAUGUCAAGCUGAUCUAUCCUGCCGCCCUUACAGUUAAGACGGGCUUUAAAGGUCUGUUUUGGAAGGCGGCACGUAUAGGUGAACGCUUGAGCCCUUGGGUCGGUGCAGCCUGUCUGGCCAUGGGCGUCGUAACUCUCUUCUCCUAA